AGGUUAUGGCUCUUAAAUUUAUGGGAUACUUCGUGAUCUAAUUCGAGCAAAUUUAAAGUGCAAAGAUGGCCGAGAUGGCGCAGGCAAAUAUGUUGGGACAGGCACGGAAAGGUGGUAAGAUGGAACAGGCCGAGAUCGAUGCCCUGGCCGCGGAUCUGGCUGCGGCCAUAUCCAGCUCAUAUAUGACGGAAAGGAGUGGGGAAAUUGUUUCUGGGAAGCCAAUUCUAGAGUCCUCGUCCGAAGAUAAGCAGCUGCCCUUAAGUAGGAAAGAUAUUAUUCCCAACCUCAGUUUUAAAACAGAUAUCAAGAGUUCCGAAAAAUCCGAGACCGUGGAACCGGAACCCCUGAACUCCGCUUUUAGCAUGAUGCCCACGGCAAGUGCAAGUGGAGAAAUCCUUAACUGCCGACAACCCGCCAAAGUGCCAAUGGAUGCCAAGCUACUCCGCCUUCUAAUUGACCCCGCGUGCGGCUCCUUUAGGGUUUAUGUGGGCAGUUACAAGUUUCGCUGUCACCUGCAGGUCCUGCAGGCGCACUCCAGGUUCUUCCAGGACCUGCCCGACGCAUCCGUCACCCUCACUGCCCACUUGCCCAGCGACAUGGUGGCUCCGACUGCCUUCCACGUCAUCUACAACUGGAUGCUGGACCUCGAGAAGAGCCCGAAGGCGGACUGCUCCCUGGUGGAGCUGUACAGUGCAGCCUUCUACAUGAAGAUCGAUGAGCUGGUGGAGUACGCCUUCGCUUGCUUCAACGAGAGCAGCGUCUGCGGAAGCCUGGCCUUCGAGCUGUUCCGCGAGGCGCAGAGGUUUGCGAUCCACACAUUCCAACAGUUGAUGCUGUCCCGCAUCGAGCUCUUCUUCCUGCCCCUGGUGGCCUCCAAGGACUUUGUGGAGCUGGACAUCCACUGGGUGCAGGAUCUGCUGAGCGUCCAGAGCGUGGGCGUGAACAGUGAAAUUGAGAUCUUCAUGAGCGCAGUUCGCUGGCUGAGUCAUGACUGGAGCGGACGGAAGGUGCACAUGGAGAGGAUUAUGGGAUGUGUCCGCUUCCGCCUGCUGCCUCCGCUCUUCCUGCGGUUCCUGCAGGGGGAGCAACAGACCCUGGUCAUGAACAGCAUUUGCCAGAGCCCCAAAGUCAGGGAGAGAGUCAGCAAGGCCUUCGUGUACACCUCCUCCGAACUCUGCGAUCUGACAAAAGGCAUCUUCGGCCUGAUCAAGGAUCGCAGCCCCCCGGUGCAGCGGAAGUGGAUAUUCGACAGUCGCUGCUCCUACCACCGCAAACCAGGCGGAAACCAGGGUCAGUUCUUCACCUAUCAGCAAUUUCUCAACUACCUGGAGUCGCUCCACCAAUCGCUGCCCCAGCAUGGCUCCUAGGUCAUAGGGGUCUUAGCCAAAUUCAAUUCCACUCCAAGCCAAGCCGAAAACGCAAUGUGAAAGCCAGAAGGAAGUGUGCCGCAAUGCCUCGCCAGUCGCCAGUCGCCUCGCAAUGAGGCAGCUCCAAAGAGUCCCCACGAGUCGCCUUCACUGGACCGCCGUGUGCCAUGCGAUUAUAAUGCCUCGUUUUGGUUUUGGCAAACAGAGUCAGCAGAGUCAACAGAGAUUUGGCAACCAGAAAGACAACAGCCAGCUUAGCGGGUUUGCUUAACAAUGGCAAAAAGCGCUGGCGGAUUAAGUGGAGUGCCUUUGUAACUAAUUAGGUAAUGGGUGGUCGUUUGGCGGGGAACCAAUUCAUCAGGCAUUCGUAUCUAUUUUAUAAAUAAAUUUAUAAGCUGCUUGUUA
Molecule: messenger RNA, 1772 nt
Organism: Drosophila teissieri
Lineage: Eukaryota; Metazoa; Arthropoda; Insecta; Diptera; Drosophilidae
Product: actin-binding protein IPP-like
Exons: 5
Coding region: 66-1367 (433 amino acids)
Source: RefSeq, a predicted model, not a curated record